Messenger RNA from Fusarium coffeatum, 1569 nucleotides. RefSeq lists its product as uncharacterized. Gene Ontology annotation, molecular function: DNA binding; DNA-binding transcription factor activity. Gene Ontology annotation, biological process: meiotic cell cycle; positive regulation of transcription by RNA polymerase II. Bases 1 to 1569 code for a protein of 522 amino acids. NCBI's taxonomy places the organism in Eukaryota, Fungi, Ascomycota, Sordariomycetes, Hypocreales, Nectriaceae. The record is from RefSeq and is a predicted model, not a curated record. The transcript has 4 exons. Gene Ontology annotation, cellular component: nuclear chromosome.
AUGUCGGGGCUGCCUACUGGCGCCUCUUCCAGCGAAGCGAUGGCGAUGAAUUUUGGAUCAGCGCACUCUACGAGUAUGAGUAUAGACGUCUUUGAUCAGGAUAUUACUUUUGAUGAGUCCUUACUAGAUGGGGCUGCACUGCAGACUCUGCCUUUCGGCAGUUCGUACGACUUGGAUGCUUUUUCCUCAACAUUUGAAGAUCCCUUUUCAUAUUCGACUCGACAAUUCCAGCCUCCUCAGACGCAAGAUGCAUUGCAUGAAGAGUCCUCGCCGCAGGAGCCCGACAACAAGCUUCUCGGCUUUUCUGCCCCUGCCGCGAGCGCUACUAUUCUCAACGAGAACAACCAGCUAGUGGAGGUCGGCAUGACUGCUGAGCUAUAUGGUAUGUUCUUCGUUGCCGAAGACGUCUUUGGAGCAGAUGCCACAGGGCGGCCAUUAGAGUUGACCUGCUAUCGGCGUAACCUAUGGCAAUGCUCAGGGCAGAUUACCCUGCCCCGGGUAAUUAGGAAUAUUGUGAACGAGCAGCGGCAGCACAUCCAGAUAUUUGAGCUACUGGCUUCCAUUGCAGCCAUUGAAUCUAUCGAAGGCAAAGCAACUGAAAUUAUAUCAAUACCUUGGAAGAAUGCCAACCCUCAGGGCGGCGAUGAUUCAAAAUCCGUCACAGCGCCGCCAACUAUCACAUUGGAUAUCACGUCAGGACAGGAGCUUGACGCACAUCGCAUCUCUCUACCUAUAUCGUGGAAACGUCUCCAGUUUAAGCAUGCCACUGCCAACAAUGGCCGAAGAAAGGGCUUGCAGCAACACUAUGUGGUAAAGAUAAGCCUACUAGGCAAGACGCAGACCGGAGAACUGGUCAAGAUUGCAGAGAUACAGUCAGGGCCGGUCAUUGUAAGAGGUAGAAGUCCCAGGAACUUUGAUAGCAGGAAAGACGUUCCUUUGACGGGCGAUAAGAGGUUUGAGAGGAGAAGCACUUCGACAUCAAAUCUCGACCAUCCGACACUUAAGCUGGAACGGGAAAAUUCACAAAACUUUCCCCAGCGAUUUCCUCCGGCCGGUAAUCUUCAACCGAAUGACUGGUCAACCCCUCAGUCGCUAUCUCACCCACUGCCCAGUCCUCAACCGGGUGCAAGUCCACAUCCGGCAAAGCGGGUUGCCUUAUCACCGUCGAUGACCAGGCCCCCGAUACCAGCUUGGUCCAGCGACUCAAGCAAUUCUGCCAAAGCAGCAAAUGCUCACAACGGCAAAAACUCGGUUCCACGCCAGAACCCUUCUCUCCCGAUCAAUCUGUCGCUGUCCGAGGACGAAAGAAGUCCCAACCGCUCCAGUGCUGAGCUGCAUAGUCCCAAUUCCGGUAAAGGUUAUACCACAUCGGGGGCAAAUCGAGAAAACAGUCCUGCAGACGAGGGCGCCGAUCCCUUGUACGAAUACUUCCCAUUAACUGUGGAUGAUUGGAUGCCGCCUGUGGAUGCUGUGUACCGGCCACACGUGGUGCAUCACACGAUCAUGCCACCCGAGAUGAAGGCACAGCAGCUCAAGAGCAAGGCCAAACGAUACUUUGCAUCAGACUGA